Labrus mixtus (cuckoo wrasse) is the source of this 2587-nucleotide messenger RNA. RefSeq names its product septin 7b (gene septin7b). NCBI's taxonomy places the organism in Eukaryota, Metazoa, Chordata, Actinopteri, Labriformes, Labridae. Gene Ontology annotation, molecular function: GTP binding; GTPase activity; molecular adaptor activity. Gene Ontology annotation, biological process: cytoskeleton-dependent cytokinesis; cilium assembly. The transcript is spliced from 13 exons. Gene Ontology annotation, cellular component: septin complex; microtubule cytoskeleton; septin ring. The record is from RefSeq and is a predicted model, not a curated record. The annotation marks the transcript as partial.
AACCUUUCUGUAAGCUUUACGAUAAGGAUCGAGGUUACAUUUCUUCAUGAUUUUAACGUUUGUGUUUUUGUCUCACAGCAGCAAAAGAACCUGGAAGGAUAUGUUGGCUUUGCAAGCCUCCCAAACCAAGUGUACAGGAAGUCUGUGAAGAGGGGCUUUGAGUUCACCCUGAUGGUCGUCGGUGAGUCAGGGUUGGGCAAAUCCACGUUGAUCAACUCUCUGUUCCUGACGGACUUAUAUUCUGCAGAGUAUCCUGGACCCUCACAUCGUAUUAAAAAGACCGUACAGGUUGAACAAUGUAAAGUUUUAGUAAAAGAAGGAGGCGUCCAGCUGCUUCUCACUAUAGUCGACACCCCCGGGUUCGGAGAUGCUGUCGAUAACAGCAACUGCUGGCAGCCGAUCAUCGACCACAUAGACAGCAAGUUUGAAGACUACCUGAACUCAGAGUCCCGGGUCAACAGACGACAGAUGCCGGACAGCCGGAUCCACUGCUGCCUGUACUUCAUCGCCCCCUCGGGACACGGGCUGAAGCCUUUGGACAUCGAGUUCAUGAAACGGUUGCAUGAGAAAGUCAACGUCAUCCCACUGAUCGCAAAAGCAGACACCCUCACCCCGGAGGAAUGCCAGCUCUUCAAGAAGCAGAUCAUGAGGGAAAUCCAAGAGCACAAGAUAAAGAUCUACGAGUUCCCUGAGACGGAUGACGAAGAGGAGAACAGGCUGGUGAAGAAGAUUAAGGACAAGUUGCCGCUGGCUGUAGUAGGAAGCAACACCAUCAUUGAGGUGAACAGCAAGAGGGUCCGAGGGAGACAGUAUCCCUGGGGAGUUGCAGAAGUUGAAAACAGUGACCACUGCGACUUCACCAUCCUCAGAGAUAUGCUCAUCAGGACUCACAUGCAGGACCUGAAAGACGUGACGAACAACGUCCAUUAUGAAAAUUACCGCAGCAGGAAGCUGGCUGCCGUAACCUACAACGGAGUGGACAACAACAGAGCUAAAGGUCAACUGUCCACAAAACUUGACACAGUUGAAGGAAUGAGUCCUCUGGCCCAGAUGGAGGAGGAGAGGCGAGAGCACGUGACUAAGAUGAAGAAGAUGGAGAUCGAGAUGGAGCAGGUGUUUGAAAUGAAAGUCAAGGAAAAAGUGCAGAAACUCAAAGACUCUGAAGCAGAGCUUCAGCGGCGUCACGAGCAGAUGAAGAAGAACCUGGAGGCCCAGCAUAAGGAGCUGGAGGAGAAGAGGCGUGUGUUUGAGGAUGAGAGAGCCAACUGGGAGACCAAUCAGCGCCUGGAGCAGCAGAAAAUGGAGGCCUCUAGGACUCUGGAGAAAAACAAAAAGAAAGGAAAGAUCUUUUAAGAGACAGUCGGCAGGACCACCCCAACUCAAGUUUUUUCUGUUUGCCAACGUUGCCGGUCAGGACGCCAGUGUGUGGCUCUGACAUCACCCCCCUCCUCUUUCCCCUCCUCCUCCCCUCUACCCCCUCUCCUCUCUCCCGGUCUCCGCUCUGUUUGCCAGCACAGCUGUGCUUCUGCUCCCCGCCACCAGAGGGAGCGCUGGAGCGAGUAAGCGAGGAGGUGGAGGGGGUCUCCUGAUCAGAACUGCCACCACAGAGCCCCCCCCCUCGCUGCCUCGGGACUCAUGUUCUCGACAGAAUGUGUUAAAUGUGCCGACAGACAUAAACACCCCGUUUUUAGAAAGGCCAAACCCACAUUAUUAUUUUAAUUAUUAUUAUUAUUAUUGAUGUUAUUAUUAUUAUUGUUAUUGUUGUUAUAACUGAAUACUGUCCCCCGCCCCCACCCCCCCCUUAUUUGCUGCUCUCUUCUUUCUCUCCCAAGGUCGCUUUUAAAGGACGGAUGUGUACAGUUUUCUGGAGAGUGGAAUUAACUCAUGAGUCGUGUGACUGUUGUACAAUCAAGUUCUGGUGAUUUGUAUUUGUUUACAGCAAAUUAUGAAAGUGACGGUAUAUAAUGUUUAACCUGCUCUUCUUCUUCUGUGGUGUGUUAAAGUGAGAGGAGGACAAGGCAUUAACUAAUCCUGUUUGUUUAGAGUGUAUCUGGUUAUAACCCGGCACGGCCUCAAAAUGAAAAAAGUGUCAACAGAAAAACCUGAACUUAAGAAAAACAAUAAGAAAAGCACCUUGGGCCUUUUUUCUAGAUUUCAACAAAUGGCUAAAGUUUCUUUUUUUUUUCUUCUUUCCUCCUCUGUGUUUAGCUUUCCCCCCACUAGCCUCGGACCACCAUUUAUAACGUCAUACGUGUUAUAUUUCACUUUAGUUUAUUUUUAUAUAUACCGAGCCAGCUGAAGGUUUUUUUUUUUUUUUUUGUAUGUUUAGAAACUUCCUGAGAGACUUAAGAGCAGCGUCCACUGAUGAGAAGAAGAAAAACAAACGUUCACAUUUCCGACAGUGACCUCGAACGCUUUAAAUAAUAAUAAUUAAAAAAAACACAGUGUUUCAAUCACUGCAGGAUCGGAUCAGUGGAAAAUGAAGAGUCAACACCGCAAUCUGCUUGGCUAUGUACUCCAUCUCUGUAUUUUUAAUUUUAUUUUUCAUUUGUAUUGUACAAAGUCACUUAAUAAACCUGUGAUGAUA